UCAGACUCUUCCAAAAUCAAACGAACCCUAACGAACCCUCUUCACUGAAAUCUCCCAUCCUUCACUGAAAUCGAAAUCAAAAUCAAAAUCUUCGUUCUCUCCCAUCCUUCAUUGAAAUCUCACACUCUUGAAAUUUCCAGUUCAUUCUGAAAUCAAACGAACCCUAAUCUCUUCACUCUCGAUCUUCUUCUUCCUUGUCGCUGCUUCAUUCACUCUCGAUCUUCUUCUUUGUCGUUGCUUCGUCUUCGGUACUGGCGCCGGCACCGGUGCGAUUAGGUUCCGGAGCCAUUGAUCUUCGUUCAAUUUUUGAACACCAAUCUUCGUUUUCGCUCUCAGGGUUUUUGGUUGUGAUUUUGUUAGUUUCUCAUAUUGAAUCCGGGCAAGAGCGAGAUGCCUAUGUAGCCGACCUAAUCUGGGCAAGCUUUAGUGUGUUCUUCCAACUGUUUGAUUAUAUUCCCCAACCAAGUUCAUCAUGUCUAGUUUUGUGGGUGUCAUUGUUUCUGAUCAAGAACUUCAGAGCCAGUUCACCCGAAUAUGAACAUGGACAAAUUGCACCCGAAUCAGAAAUUGUAUGCUUAAAUGAGACAUAUAUUCCCUCGAUUUAGGAAAAGACAUCGACAUUUCCUCAAUUACUCGAAUCUCCCCCUCUAUUAUGUAAAAAUAGAGGGUGUGUAUGUGUUUUGUUUAAGCAAAUUAGGGGAAGGUGUAUGCAAUUUUCCCAACAAAUACGAGCGGUUAGUGUUCAUUUGAAAAAUAGAGGAUGAGUGCAAUUUUCCACAAGAGUAUACAAGAAUGUUGUUUGAUGCUCAAUUUGUCUCUAGUCCUAGCAUGUAUGCACCUAACUUGAAAGUAUACUUUUCUUUUUGUUUUGAAUGUCUGCAUGGGAAGGCACAUGUAAACUUGCAAACACGAGCUAUGGCAAAAGAUGGUGGUUCAAAAAGUUCUUCAUUUUUGAAGACAGCUACAACGACUGUUCAUCAUGCAAUUAAUGAAUCUGAGAAGGCUUCUUAUGUUGCACAUAUUAACAGUUACUUGGCUGAAGAUAAAUUCUUGAAGCAGUUUCUUCCCCUUGAUCCAGCUACAAAUGCAUUGUUUGAUCUUGCUAAAGAUGGAGUCCUGCUCUGCAAGCUUAUUAAUGUCGCCGUUCCUGGGACCAUAGAUGAACGAGCUAUCAACACAAAACAGGAUCUUAAUCCAUGGGAGAGGAAUGAAAACCACACCCUUGGCCUCAAUUCAGCAAAGGCUAUUGGGUGCACAGUGGUUAAUAUUGGUACACAGGAUAUGGUUGAAGGAAGACCUUAUUUGGUACUUGGUCUGAUUUCACAAGUAAAGAUGGACGAUAUGCCAUUGCAUUCUGACUUCUUCUGGAAAUGGUCGGAAAAUGUGGUAUGCAGAUUAUCACGGUUAUGCAAGAAGUCAUGGUCUGUGAUCAAGUGAAGUUCACCUUGGGUAAUGAAGGUGGAGUAAUCUUACUACCCUGGGCCCCUGGUGUUCAUCAGGAUGCAAAGUUAAAGGUUGUAGGAGGUUGAGAACUUUUUUUAUUUGCUCCAAUCUGAAAUGAUUAACUUGUCUAUUGUUGGAAUUGGGUGUUUAUAUGAUGUGUUGAUUUUUCUGCCUUUAGGUAUCAAUCAUAGGAAAAGAGAUAUUGUGUUUUAAUUAGUAUGAAUAAGUUGAUCAUGAUAUUUAUAUGAAGGUUUUUUCCUCUAUAAUCACAUUACUCAAGCUGAGCUUGACAUUUAUUGGACUCU
This is a messenger RNA of Trifolium pratense (red clover), 1748 nucleotides long. RefSeq names its product fimbrin-5-like. Gene Ontology annotation, biological process: actin filament bundle assembly; actin filament network formation. Gene Ontology annotation, cellular component: cytoplasm; actin filament; actin filament bundle. Bases 793 to 1437 code for a protein of 214 amino acids. The record is from RefSeq and is a predicted model, not a curated record. Lineage: Eukaryota; Viridiplantae; Streptophyta; Magnoliopsida; Fabales; Fabaceae. The transcript has 7 exons. Gene Ontology annotation, molecular function: actin filament binding.